Dichomitus squalens LYAD-421 SS1 is the source of this 1688-nucleotide messenger RNA. RefSeq lists its product as uncharacterized. Gene Ontology annotation, molecular function: protein serine/threonine phosphatase inhibitor activity. The transcript is spliced from 9 exons. NCBI's taxonomy places the organism in Eukaryota, Fungi, Basidiomycota, Agaricomycetes, Polyporales, Polyporaceae. The coding region runs from base 122 to 1480 and encodes 452 amino acids. The record is from RefSeq and is a predicted model, not a curated record.
UCGAGACCUGCUCUUCUGAGCGAUUCCUGCACAGACGACGCACGCACUAUCGCACAUUACUCAUCCCUUUCUGACGAUGGGCUCGAACGGUGGCGUGGACAUCCCGGGCGCGCGGAAGACGAUGGCAACGCGGAAGCGGGUGUCGGUGUCGAGCGUGCGCAGCGAGAGCCCGCUCGUGCUCCAGACGGCGCCGAACACGGACUCGGAGGAGUGGGUCGCGGCGUGGAGGGCCGUCCUCGCGAAAGAUAUCAUUGACUCCCCGGUCGUGAGCGUGGACGCGGAGACGAGCGUGGAGGAUGCGUGUGAGCUGCUGUUGUCGAAGGACAUCGCGUGUCUUGCCGUGAAGACGCCUGCGAACCGCUCCCCGAAGCUCUCGCCGUUCUACGGGCUGUUCGACUUCGCGGACGUGAACGCGUUCCUCAUACUCGCCGCGACGAGACACAAGAUCACGUCGGAGGAGCUGCGCGAAAAGCCGCGCGUGCAGGAGAUACUCACCGCGGCCAAGGACGGGAAGGUCGCCGCAUACCUCAUCAGCAACCUGUCGGAGAAGAAUCCUCUGGAGGUCCUCCCGCACGACGCGACCAUCAUCCAGCUCCUGACCAUCUUCGCACGCGGUACGCACCGAGUGCUCGUCCAAGCCCCCUCAACCGACCCGUCCUCGCCCCCGUCCUACCUCGGGCUCGUCUCCGACCGCGCGCUCCUCGCGUGGCUCACCGCCUACGCGCAGCGCACGCCGCCGCUCCUCCGCUUCCUCUCCGUCCCGCUCAGCGCCGUCGCGCUGCCGUCGCUCUACCUGUACGCGGCGGUCGUCGCCGCGAAGGCGUCGGACAAGGUGCUCGACGCGAUGCGCCUGAUGAGCGACGAGGGCGUGAGCAGCGUCGCCGUCGUCGACGACGAGACGAAGGGGCUCCUGAGCGCGGUGAGCGUGACGGACAUCGGGAAGGUCGUCGUCCCCGCACAGAGCAACGCGAUCCUGGGCACGCCGCUGAAGCAGCUCGUCACGCGGAUCAAGGAACCGGACGGGUCUACGGACGGGGUGGACAAGUCUCCUGUGUACAGCGUCACGCCGAACAAUACGCUGCUCUACACCAUGCAGAAGCUGCUCGCGACGAACUCGCAUCGACUCUUCGUCACGGAGGAUUCGCCGAUGUCAAGCGCAGCUACGUUCACCUCCGCAUCGCCGACUAACCUGUGCGGUAUCGUGUCCGUGGUCGAUGUACUCGCCAUAUUCGCCCGCAUCGCGAACAUACCCGACGUCGACCCCACGCGGAUGCAGCGCCACCGGCGCGCGUCCUCCACGUCCUCCUCCUCCACAUCGGACUCGCCGCGCUCCCCGCGGUCGCCCAGAGACCACAUCGCGGCCCGAUCCCGCUCGGGCAGCCGCACGGGCCUCCAGCGGCGCGUCGGCUCCGUGGGGAGCUUCGAGGGGUUCCAGACGCAUACUCGGUGGGCUGAGCGUGUGCCCGUGCCGACGGAGUGAGGGUAAGGCGGUGGAAAGCUGAGUCGAAAUGGAGUUCGCGCUGCCGUCGUGGUCUGUAUAGAGCGCAAAAUUGGAUGUGGGAAAUCAGUGAGGGCGAGGAGGGAGCGGACAUUUGAGAAUGCUGUGUGUGUAACCAGGCGACUCGGCUGCAGUCGCGAUUGCGCUAUUUUGUAUCUGUUGUAUUGUUAGUUUGAAUGCUGCCCGCGUC